AUGGAUAGACGUGAAAAGAUACAAGAAAUUGCUGAUAUUCUUGACUUAGAUUUUGACUUUUUCCCAGCCGUCUCCAGAUUUGAUAUAGAAUUGCUCAGCAAAUAUAAUCUUGAUGGAAUAUCAAAUGCACAAAAAGCUUGCUAUUUAAGUCAUUAUUUUAUUUAUAAAGAAAUCAUUAAAAAUGGAUAUAAAAAUGUAUUAAUUAUAGAAGAUGAUGUAGAUAUUGAAUUUGAAAUAUCCAGAAUUGUCAGUGAUCUUAGUCGUGCUUUACUAGAUGAUUGGGAUAUAUUUUAUAUAGCACAUUAUAAUUAUGAGGAAGGCCAAGUUUUAGCAAAAAAUGGUGAAUUUAAAUUGAUUAAAUCCACUAAUCCAAUCAAUACGCAUGGUUAUGCCAUCUCGGCUCGUGGUGCUCGAAAGCUAUUAAAAGACCUUGACGUCAAUAGUCCAAGUGGACAAAUUGAUGCAGAAUUAACAAGGAGAGUUCAUAAUGGAUUCCUCAGAUCAUAUAGUAUUGAUUGA
Molecule: messenger RNA, 519 nt
Organism: Racocetra fulgida
Lineage: Eukaryota; Fungi; Glomeromycota; Glomeromycetes; Diversisporales; Gigasporaceae
Source: the annotation of a GenBank genome assembly